AUCACAUACCUCCCUCACCUUUGGGGAAUGUGAUAUCAGCACACCAAACUGGGAAGAGCAAAGGUUGCGAAUGCCGAACAGCUACCUGGACAGAUGGCUGAUGACGGGUCUAUGUUUGUGGAAGGAACAUAGGCGGCGGGAGGUGGAGGUGGAGGCCGAGGUGGAGGUGGUGAGUGUGAUGAUGCAUCGCCGAUGUUGAUUCUACCUUACCUUACCUACCAGGUGGGGAUCAAGGAUCACAGUAAUACGGCAUUGUUGUUGCUAUAAAGACGGCAUGGAAGAACUUGUCUGUCCAUGUCAUAUACCUACUUACCUCUACACCUCCAGGAUAGCAAGCAAUCAGUUUUCGUGAGCUUUUAGGCUUUUGACUACAUUACCUGCAGGUACCUAGAGGAGCUAAGGCAAAAGAUAACUUUGAUCCUCCGGUCCUCAACAGCCACAACGAGCAUCAUGCCUUCUCACUCCGAGCAUUCUUCCUCUGACGCCUUGGACCUGCCCUCAGAGUCACCGGCAUUCCACCAGAAUCCAUCCGCCUCCUUUCCCUUGGGGUCAACCAUCGAGCCCCCUUCAUCGCCUACUAUGACGUCCUCCUCCUCCUCCUCUUCUUCCCCCAUGGGCUCAUCCCCCAUCCUGGCUCCCUCCUCCCCCAUCGAGCCACCCGAUCUUCUGGACCUCCCCACUUCAACUUCCUCUGGCACCAUCCAAGCUCAACAAGAACGAAUCCUCAUCCUCGGCGCAACCGGCAACCAAGGCCGCGGCACCGUUCACGCCCUCCUCUCCUCCAAACUGCUGCACCUCGCCAACUUCCACCUCGCCGCCCUCGUCCGCAACCCCACCUCGGCCGCCUCCCUCUCCCUCACCUCCUCCUCCUCACAAUCCGGCGCUGGAAUUCCUCCAAUCCCCCUCUUUGUAGCCGACUACUCCUCCCCCGCCACUCUCUCUGCCGCAUUCGCCGCCUUCCUCCCCACCACCGUCUUCUUCCCGCCCAUCCUGUCCGACGACUUUGCUCUCGACUUGACUUAUGCGCAAAACGUCAUCUCCGCCGCUCGGCAGUGCGGCUCCGUCCGUUCCUUCAUCGUCAGCACCGCCUUGGGAACCGAUCGCCGCUCCGAGUUCAAAGGGUGGGGCAAGAACGGCGAGUGGUAUCCCAUGGGUAGCUACUGGCGGGCCAAAGGCGAGAUUGAGAAGCGAGUCAAAGAAGCCGGGUUCGCGAGCUGGACCAUCAUUAGGCCGGGUUGGUUCUUGCAUUGUUUGGUGCCGCAGAGGAUGUGCGGGUGGAGUUAUCUGGGGUUUAGGGAGACAGAUGAGGUCAAGACCAUUAGGACAAGUUGGAGGAAGGCGACAAAGGUGGCGUGGGUGGAUGCAGAGGAUGUGGGGGUUGUGGUGAGGGCUGUUGUGGAGGAUUUAUGCGAGGGGGGUGGGAAGAGCUAUCGGAAUAGGGGGGUGGAUUUGGCGGUGGAAGCUGUGACGGUGGGCGAACUGGCGAGGAAGAUGGCGAGGGUGUUGGGUGAGGAGGUCAAAGUGUUGUAUGCGGAAGAGCAACAGACCCUCAUUACCGGAAACCUCGACGGUACCGGCCUCGUCCGAGACAAAAUAGAUGAGACCAUCCAACCGCUCAAGUAA
This is a messenger RNA of Neurospora crassa OR74A, 1623 nucleotides long. RefSeq lists its product as hypothetical. NCBI's taxonomy places the organism in Eukaryota, Fungi, Ascomycota, Sordariomycetes, Sordariales, Sordariaceae. The transcript has 2 exons. The record is from RefSeq and is a predicted model, not a curated record. The coding region runs from base 451 to 1623 and encodes 390 amino acids.